AUGUAUAUAGACAUUCCUUCUUGUUCGUCGUGCUCAGGAACUGAAACUACACUCAUAAAAUGGAGGUGUCCGACAAGUACAGCUCGAUCAAUUUUACAAUUAGCACAUGGUGAUAAGAAGAAUUUUGAUGAUGAAGUCAGGAAACAUUAUGGGUUACCUACUGGUGAGGACUUUAUUAUUCGAAUUCGUAUGCCUGAGGCACCUGAUGAAUAUAUUGACUAUAAGUGGGAAAAACGUAUGCUGUGUUUAUUAAUGAAGUAUUUUGAAUUGGAACAUUUAAUGUGGAGGAUGUCAACACUUGGUGGUGCUUGUUCAGCGAUGGCUGAUUACGACCUUUCGUUUGCAAAACGAGCUGGCUCGAUCUCCGAGAAGCAGUUACGAAUUGCAGCGGAACUUGAUGAUCAAACCUUGUUGGCCCGCUGUCAUCUGUACAUAGCUCUGAGCGAGGCACAACAGGCUAAUUUUGAUAAUGCUAAAAGAAUCGUAAGGUGA
Haemonchus placei is the source of this 492-nucleotide messenger RNA. The record is from the annotation of a GenBank genome assembly. NCBI's taxonomy places the organism in Eukaryota, Metazoa, Nematoda, Chromadorea, Rhabditida, Trichostrongylidae.